CUUUCUCGGCUGAAUCCCACCACGCCAACAGUGACGGGUACAGGCUGUAGGACGCCGGAGCAUGUGCAUGUACGGCGGCAGGGCAGGAUCCUGGACGAUCGCGCUGUAUCGUACGUACAUCUGGGUCUCACUUCCUUAUAGCGUCUUUGAGACCAUGAAGGAUUACGGGUUGUUAAUUGGCAACGCUGUAACUAGCUUGUACGGCGGAUGAUGUAACGACUGUCGCUCUUAUUACGCAUUGUGAAGGCUGUACUCCACAGUUUAAUAACCGACGUUUGUACUCUAGUGCCUACGGGCAACACUUUUGUAAGCAAGAUAGACAGCCCAGCCCGGCUCUCUGCGCUGCAAAUUGCGAGAAACGUUUACCUCUAGCCCUAGUCAUAUAUAAGUGUAGGGGUACCAAACAGAUGGCUAUGAUGCAAGACGAACGACCAGCAAAGCGUGCGAGGUCCCUCGAGGCUAUCGACAUGGUCAUGACACAGCUAGCAGAUAGCGAGGAGGCUCGAUCUCUUCUAUCCCUUCCUGACGGUGUCCUACACCAUAUUAUGGGAAAGCUACCGGCAAGCUCGCUACUGGCGUUGGGCUCGGUCUGCCGGUAUUUUCGCAACCGUGACCCGACCAGCGGGCUUUUGCUAACGCACCGGUUCGCAAAAGACAAUCUGACGCGGAUGGUAGGCAGGGAGCAAGCGGAGCGCUGGAGGAACUAUAACUGGAUACGACGCCUCGAAAUUGAGGAAACAUUAACUGAGUUUGAUAGAGAUCGGAGCGCUCAGCAGCAGUUCACGUUUAAGGAGGCCGGAAGUGGAGUCGUUACUGAGGUCAGCUUGAAUGAGCCAGGGCCCCGAAUGCUCCUCAGCAACACGUCCACUGCCGAGUCGCCCAUUUUGCGCUGGAAGCUUCAACUGCGAGGGAAUAAUGCUGCUGAGGACACCUCCAAGGCGUUACACAAGUGCCUGCCUAACCCAGCGGGGGAGCGCGCCACGGGCUUCAGCUCAGCCAUCACCGUGGGCAGUUUGCUGCCUGCGCGGCUGCCUGUCAUGCGGGGCACGGUGGUGGAGAUCUUGGUAACGCCGCGUGAGGUCUCCUUCAUAGUGCUCAAUCCGGAGGACGGCAAGGAGAUGAUCUGGCAGAACAACUCCACCGUGCCUCGGAAAUACACGGGACCCCGAGAACUGCGGCUGCAGCUCCCGUGCAACUACACUGGGCCCGUCAAGCUGGCGGUCACUGCCUGGCAGCGCGCUGCCUUUGGCGUGCUGCACAGCUCACCAGCGGAGGAGCCACGCCAGCAGGACCAGCGGCCCGGGGAAGGGGCAAGGCAGGAGGACGCGGCGGCCGGUCAGGGGCAGCCCCGCUAGUGGGUAGAUGCCGGUAGCGCGGCUGGUCUGUGUACAGCACCUGUAGAGUAUUACCAUGUUGAAGUACUGGAUUUCGUCAGAAUUCAUGGGAGGAAUGCGGGGUGGCUAAACUGUGUCGCACAAAAGGCGUCAAGACCUGGUGAGACGGAAUGCAGUGAUUGAUGGAAUGCAGAGAUGGGUGGAAAGAGAAAAUUAACUAUGGGCAGCAGGGUGGCAGAGAUGGGUAAAGUGGAAGAAAGUAACGAACCGGGUGGCCUAAGUAGCCGUGUGCCAUGUGCAGCACGUAAGGGCAAAGCAGGUUUUUGUUGCGUUCUGAUGCCCGAAUGGCAUACCGUCUUGUUUGUUGCAUUUUUGCAUUUGGGUCUUUUUGCAUGGUCUUGCAUGUUGGAGGACAGCCACAACUGAGGUGUCCUGAUGGUGCUGGUAAGCUAGGGGGUGGCGGUGUCUGAUUGAACCAAGCUGAAGUACUGAGGGAUGGUUCCCUGCUGCCGUGCACACCUCGCCACACGUUGGCCUUGGAUUUGCGUGCUGUUCUUUGUAGUUUGUACGGUUUAUCUUCGUUUGGGAGGUGAGCGCGCUUGUCCUUUUGUAAGAGAGAGGUAAACAUGGUUAUCAUUGCGAACUGCUAUGAUGGUGGAGGCUGUUUGAUAGGGGGCUCACCGAAAGGGGCCCAUGGUAUGGUCGCGGUGACAAAAUGGUGAUUGUGGCAGAAACGUAGCCAGUUGGGGGGAUGAUCCAAGUGAUGCUAAUGUGCUAUGUACAGCCGGUCAUCCAUCCAUUGUACACUACGUACAUGUAUCUUGGUGGUGGGGAUUACUGCUGUCAACAAGCUGUGCUGGUGCCCAUGGGCCUCUUACUGGGCCUGUACGAAGCAGGAUCCUGCUGAAACCUUGGGUGAGGUGCGUGUAAGCAUCCUGGG
Astrephomene gubernaculifera is the source of this 2274-nucleotide messenger RNA. The record is from the annotation of a GenBank genome assembly. NCBI's taxonomy places the organism in Eukaryota, Viridiplantae, Chlorophyta, Chlorophyceae, Chlamydomonadales, Astrephomenaceae.